AAACAACUCUUGAUAAAUAAUUUUUGCUUAAUAAUCCAGUAAAAAGUUUCAAAUCAGUUUAACUUUAAAUUUUUUAUAAGCACAUAACCUCAGUUUUCUAAAAAAAUCCUCAAACAUAACCUAAAAUUGUAAAAAAAAUAUUUAAUUCAAAGAUAAUGUCAACCGAAACCGUUUUAGUAAAAAAAGAAGGCCCCAUAACAACAAUAGGAAUAAAUCGGCCAGAAAAACGCAAUUGCGUCAAUCUCGCCACUGCGGCUCUCCUGAAAAAAGCAAUUGAAUCCUUCGAAAAUGAUCCCACAUCUUACGUUGGUGUUCUUUAUGGAGUUGGAGGAAAUUUUUGCGCCGGUUACGAUCUCCAAGAAUUAUCCACAAUGGGAGAAAGCGAAGUAACGGUUUUACCUGUGGAUGGGACUGUUGGACCAACUUUACGAUUUAUCAAAAAACCUUUAAUAGCUGCUGUUAGUGGAUAUGCCGUAGCUGGGGGUUUGGAGUUAGCUAUGUUAUGUGAUAUGAGAGUUGUUGAGGAAUCGGCGAUUAUGGGGGUGUUUUGUAGGAGGUUUGGAGUGCCUUUAAUUGAUGGAGGAACCGUUCGAUUACAAGCUGCUAUUGGGUUAUCAAGAGCUUUGGAUAUGAUUUUGACAGGGAGAGGAAUUGGGGCGAAAGAAGCUUUAGAAUGGGGGUUAGCUAAUCGAAUUGUUGCUACAGGAACUGCUUAUGGUCAAGCGUUAAGUUUAGCAAACUCUUUAGUUAAAUUUCCUCAAUUUUGCAUGAACACUGAUAGAAAGUCCGCGUAUAACGCAGCCUAUGUAACAAAAUAUCAAGAAUUGUUGGAUUAUGAGAGAGACCAUGGUUUUAAUGUUGUUGCUAAAGAAUCAGUUGAAGGAGCCCAACGAUUUAUGUCAGGAAUUGGUAGGCAUGGAACGACGCAUAAUUUAACUGAAAAGAAAUUACCUGAUUGGGAAGUUGAGGAAAAUAAAAUUGCACAAAAUCUCGAUAAAAAAAGCAAAUUAUAAAAAAAUCCUUUAUUUUUAAUAAACACAAAAAGAAAUACAGAUUUAUUCAACUUCAGAAA
Messenger RNA from Onthophagus taurus, 1072 nucleotides. RefSeq lists its product as uncharacterized. Gene Ontology annotation, molecular function: catalytic activity. The record is from RefSeq and is a predicted model, not a curated record. NCBI's taxonomy places the organism in Eukaryota, Metazoa, Arthropoda, Insecta, Coleoptera, Scarabaeidae.